This is a messenger RNA of Xenopus laevis (African clawed frog), 1777 nucleotides long. RefSeq names its product apolipoprotein E S homeolog (gene apoe.S). The transcript has 4 exons. Bases 93 to 923 code for a protein of 276 amino acids. Gene Ontology annotation, molecular function: cholesterol transfer activity; phosphatidylcholine-sterol O-acyltransferase activator activity; phospholipid binding. Lineage: Eukaryota; Metazoa; Chordata; Amphibia; Anura; Pipidae. Gene Ontology annotation, biological process: phospholipid efflux; cholesterol metabolic process; lipid transport. Gene Ontology annotation, cellular component: very-low-density lipoprotein particle; low-density lipoprotein particle; chylomicron. The record is from RefSeq and is a predicted model, not a curated record.
CGUGACCCUCCUACACAGCUGCCUGCCUGCUGCACAUUAUAUAAAGAGAGGGGAGGAAAGAGCUAAUAUUACUGUCACACACAAGAAAAAGAAUGAAGGUGACGCUCCUCUUGCUCACACUUGGGCUCCUGGCAGGGGCCCAGGCCAGAUCUCUCUUCCGAGAUGCCCCAAAGACAAAAUGGGAAUCCGCCCUGGAUAGUUUCUGGCUAACAGUCAACAAAAUGGAGGCGGCAGCCGACGAGACUAGAGCCCAAAUGAAGGAUUCACCUAUCACUAAAGAGUUGGAUGGCCUUAUCAAAGACACAAUGGAGGAACUGAGCAAUUAUGCAGAAGACUUGAAAAGUAAGGUGAGCCCCAUGGCCCAGGAUGCACAGCAGCGUUUUACUGAGGAGAUCUCUGCGUUGUCGGAUAACCUCAAGUCUGAUAUGGAGGACACAAAGAAUAAAGCCAUUCAGUACUCAGGAGACCUGCGCAUGAUGUUCGAUCAGAACAUUGAGGAUGUCCAAGGCAAGGUGAACAUAUACAUGAAGAAACUGAAGAAACGCAUUAGUAAAGAUAGUGAGGAUUUAAAAAAGAAGCUCAGCCAGUAUGGAGAUGACUUCCGUAAGAGUACUGAAGACAAAGUGGAAAAUGUCCGUAAAGCCAUUGAGCCUUACGUGUCCAACGUGAAGGAUAAAGGACAGCAGAGGCUAAUGACCAUGAAGGAUGCCAUGGAUGAGCAAGGGAAACAACUCAGAGACCAAUUUCACUCUGUAGUCAAAGACGCCCAAGCUAAAAUGAAGAAAGCAGCCUCUGAUGUGAAAAGCAGUGUGGAUAAACUAGGGGAACAGUUUCGUAAAUGGUUCAACCCCAACGUAGAAAGCCUGCGCAAUCAGCUUCAAGUCAUGGCUAAGAACCUUCAGCCUCCCAAGGCCAACAAAUAAACGAGAGAGCUAAUAUCUCUCCUUGCUUCUCACUUGUAACAGACAGCUGCUACUUUGACCAUAAGAUUGCACCCUGAGGUGGAGCAGGACAUAAAGGAUCCGACAAGUCUAAACAUCUUGCCUCUCCCAUCCGUAGCUACAUCACAUUAUAUUUCUCAUUUGCUCAAGCUCAUUAAUUUGAGCUCUGACAUUAACAACACGCACAAAUUAGAGUUGAACGAUUCAAGGGAAGGGAACUUUCAGUAUUAAAGGUGCAUUUAACCUAAGGGCUAGCCUUUAAUUAUAGCACUAACUACCCUCAGCAUUAUCUCCUGCACUAAACAUGCCAUGCGUGCUACAUAUCUCCAACAGACUGCCCUGCCUGAACAAGAACCAACAUAACUUAGGCAAAGAGUAAUUGACAGAAAAACUGUGACAUUUGUUUUGAGCAUCUUUUCCAUCUGAAAUACAGGCCCUGAGGGCAAACAGUAAACUAGGCCAUGCAAGGAACCCCUUGUAGCAAACAGCUGGGCUCUUGAACAAGAGUGUUCGUGGAUGUCUGUAUCUCAACAUACUAAAUAUCCAUAUUAUUCCACCUUUAUCUUGCUUUAUUUUGCUCACCAUUUAAUUACAGCAGCUAUUUCCAAUCUCUGUUUCCAGGUCUUGAAGAUGCAGAGCCCUAUGAUGGGCAGUGCUGGUGUCUCUAAAAGUCUGAUUAUACACUUCCCUUUAUAAGCCUAAAAUAACGACGUGCCUUCAUUUGAUUUCUGCUGUAUAUCCUGCCUACCCUACUUUAUAAAGUACCUCUGUGCUGUAAUAUAUAUAUGUUAUUUCAAUGCAAUUUUUAUCCAAAUAAAAACAAUAAAUAAAAUACA